This is a messenger RNA of Pangasianodon hypophthalmus (striped catfish), 2968 nucleotides long. It is a transcript of the gene sdc2, whose product is annotated as syndecan 2. The record is from RefSeq and is a predicted model, not a curated record. The transcript is spliced from 5 exons. The coding region runs from base 342 to 980 and encodes 212 amino acids. Gene Ontology annotation, cellular component: cell surface; membrane. Gene Ontology annotation, biological process: cell migration. Lineage: Eukaryota; Metazoa; Chordata; Actinopteri; Siluriformes; Pangasiidae.
CUGCUUUCAGUAGUGCAGGCGAGUGCGCGCGCUGAGUAACACACUCUACAGACUGCGAGUAAAAUAAACAGUCAUUUUCAUGAUUAUUUCCUCACACAGCACUUCAUAUUCUGGCAAAAGAAAAAAAAGUGUGCUGCAGAGUAGUCUGAAGGUGGGGGGAAAAAAGAGCAACACGUAUCCGGUGGGACUGGGCUCCUGAGUGGGUGAGAGAGAGAGAGAGAGAGAAAGAGAGAGAGAGAGAGAGAGAGAGAGACACACACGCACGCACGCGCACGCAGAGUUACUCAGUAGAAGAGAUUUGCUCGCUUUGCUGCACGAAGCCUCGCGCUUGUCUGGGAAUUAUGAGGAACCUUUGGAUGAUAUUGACCCUCUGCUUGACCUUCUUUCUUUCUGGAGAAAGGAUAUUGGUCAUGGCUGCAAAGUCUUCAUCGUCCACAGAUGAUCUAUACCUCGAGGAAACGGGGUCUGGAGGAUACCCUGAAGAUGAUGAUGACUUCAGCUCUGGAUCAGGCUCAGGUGCUGGUGAGGAAGAGGAGGUGAUGGUUACAGUAAACACGCUAUUCAUAGCACCCAAAGCUAAGCCUACACAGGACAGCACCAAAGACUUCACACCCAGAGUGGAGACUUUCACAGCCCGGGACUGGGACCACACAAGAGAACUGCCUAGACAGCCUGUCAGGACAGAGCCCCCGGUUCCCGUCACGAAGGAUGUGCGCAGAAAUCCAGGCGCCGGCACCACCAGCUCUCCUCGCUCUCCCGUAGAGCCCUACGAAGUGCACUCAGAAAACCUCUUCCAGAGGACAGAGGUUCUGGCAGCUGUCAUUGCAGGUGGAGUUAUUGGAUUUCUCUUUGCCAUCUUCCUCAUCCUCCUUUUGGUGUACCGCAUGAGGAAGAAGGAUGAAGGCAGCUAUGAUCUUGGUGAGAGGAAACCCUCUGGAGCAGUGUAUCAGAAGGCUCCUACCAAGGAGUUUUAUGCAUAGACUCCCUUUCCACAACUGUCUCGUAAGCUAAACUUCAUCAGUGACAGCAAUGACGGUCCCAUAUCGCUGACGACGACAAACACGUUCAAGUAAAGAUCAAAACUAAGACAACAACUGAGGAACAUAAGUAACAUAAAGAAAGCUUUUGCAUAGAGUAUUGUAAUUCAGACCUUUCUUUCUUUUUUUUUUAAUGGAAAAAAAACAAGCAAUUAUGGUAAAUCUCAGUGUAUUUAAACUUUUAUUGUGUAUUAUUUGAAAAGGAUGAAAAGACAAAAAAAAACACACACACACAAUCUGUAAAGGUGAAGAAUUUUCAUCUGUCUUCUGUCAAAGGAGCUGUUUUUAGUCGCUGACUACUUUUUAACUGUAGCAGUAUGUAUUUGUAAAGAAAAAAAAAUUUAAGUGGAAACAAUUUGAAUAGAAUUGUUCUGUAUCGGUCCUGCUUUCUUUUUCAGCAUUAUUUUGUCCUAGCAUGUCUAAUGUUGAUGUUAAAGGUGUAUUUCAUUAACUUAUCUUUUUCUCUGGUGUUGAAAAAUGCCUUUCUUUACUUCUCAUGGAGCUCUUUUGUCUCUGGAUUAACAUUUAUCCUUCAGUGUAAAUGUUCUCCCUGUUUUUUUUUUGUUUUUUUUUGUCCACCUGGUCAAUUUUCAAUGGAAUUUUGUGUUACUUUGUUUUUCUUUUGGUGUAGCUCUAGCUUCAUAUGUAAUAUCGCUUGUGGUUCGGUCAGUAAUUGGACGUAAAGGUGAUAGGUGACAGUACAUGUAGAGCAAAAUCUACCCACAUAUAGCUUUAUUAUUUAAGAGAAAAUCCCCCUCAUUUUUCUCCUGGCGCCACUGCACAGUGUUUGGACGCUAAUUUCAGUUUCGUUUAUGAUGACUCCCAACUGUAAAGCCUGGAUCCACUAUGAAUUUGCCUUGGAAUCCAUUCCGGUGGGACCUGAUUGUUUUUGGCAUUGACAUCAUUCAUAUCUGUGAGUUUAUAUUAGUGAUUAGAAGGAAGUGACAUACUGGUGUUUCAGAAAAUCCUAUUUAAACAUGACUGGUGCAUUUACGCAUAAGCUCAUGUUCUUUGGCUUUCGCUUUAAUCUGAAUGGUUGAAUCUGCUGCCCCUGAUCUGUUUGUUCCUCUCUCUUGAGUGUGAUGCCUUUGGCUUUUGAGCUUGGCUCGGCUGACCCCAAGACACACGGGUGGCUUUUUGCCAACGUUUUGGUGCUUCUGAUAAAGGCAUGCAUUUUGUCUCUAGAGUGAUCCACGCCAAACAGUUUUGAUCUAAUCAGUUUCCUUUUGUGUUAGAAGCUAUACUUAGAAGAGGAGAACUGCUCCUAUUAAUGGUCUGGUGCCCAUCUAAAAUGAUAACGAGUCCAGGAAGUUCCUUCUCAGUGGUUUUCCCCCCCUCUGGAAGUCUGUAUGAAUUCGGCAGGUCAUGAAGUCGUACUGAAAAGGAAAGCAGAAUGAAGAGGCCCCUGUUUCCGAACAUGUCACACACUGCAUACUGAACUCCACACAUUCAUGGGUUUAGCUUCCUAUUUCCAACCCCAUGUAGUGACAACCCCUCUGACAUGAUCCGUCUUAGCUGGACAUGAACACAGAAAGUUACUGCAAAAAAGAAGUAAAGGAUUCUUAUAUUGUGGUAUCAUAUUCCCUUGGUCACCUUUGAGUUUUCACAUUUUAUUGUGACUUUUUCAUAUUUUUUUUUUUAAUCCUUUAGACUUUUUAAAGAUGAGUCCAAAUGCUUAUUCACAUAUAAAAACUAUAUAGAAUAAAAUAUAUAAAUGUAUAUUCACAAAACGUUUUAAACCUUCAAAGUGCCUAUCAUUUGGAAAUGUGCUUGUGUGUGUAUCGGCUGAAGGCAGUGUGUACAUCAGAGUGGCCAGAGCAACUGGUAUCGUGUAAGCACAGCUGACUGUAAUGGUAACCUUUUUUAGUCUUACAAAAUGCAGACAGUAUUGUAAGUUGAAACAACACUACUGAAUAAACAUUGUGGCCUAA